This is a messenger RNA of Xiphias gladius (swordfish), 1555 nucleotides long. RefSeq lists its product as uncharacterized. Gene Ontology annotation, molecular function: transmembrane protein transporter activity. The transcript is spliced from 10 exons. Gene Ontology annotation, cellular component: mitochondrial outer membrane translocase complex; mitochondrial outer membrane. Gene Ontology annotation, biological process: protein import into mitochondrial matrix. Bases 178 to 1173 code for a protein of 331 amino acids. Lineage: Eukaryota; Metazoa; Chordata; Actinopteri; Istiophoriformes; Xiphiidae. The record is from RefSeq and is a predicted model, not a curated record.
ACAUCUGGAGGAGGGAGCUAUUUGCAGCAUCACUUGAUUCCAGCAUCAGUUGCUUUCGCAUAUUUCUUCGUUUACUAAAGAGGAAAAUCCGCCUGACAGUCUUUCUGAUGUGCAGUUCUCAGUUCCGCUCGGGAUUUUAAGGUCUCUCGAUCACAUCGGACAGAGUGCUGCGCCCACAUGGGCAGUGUCCUGGCUUUGUCUUCUGGUCCAGGCCAUCAGAGCUGGCCUUUCUCCACGGACCCCCCUCCUUUUCGCUGGGACACGCAUCCUGCUCACUGGGACAGUCCGCCACGCUGGGAGAGGAGAGAUGGCCGCCUGCCCAACCCCGGUAGCUUUCACUCUCUCCACAGGAGCUGCAAAGAUGUUUUUCCUCAACAGAUUGAGGGAGUUAAGAUGAUCGUCAAUAAAACUCUGAGCAGCUUCUUCAAGGUCAGUCAUACUCUGCAUCUCAGUGCUGUUAGUCCUUCGAACUAUCGAUUCCACGUGGAGCAUCUGCAGUCUGACAAUUACAGCAGAGACAAGGAUGCCCCAGCAUUGAUCGGUGAGAUGGACUCUUCGGGUAGUCUGAAUGCUCACGCUCUGCUGCAUCUCACUGAGCGUGUACGAGCCAGAACAGUGUUCCAGACUCAGCAGUCCCAGUUUGUAACGUGGCAGUUUGAGACUGAGUACAGAGGGAACGACUUCACUGCUGCUGUGACAGUAGCCAACCCAGACGUCCUCAGAGAGUCAGUUAUCCUUGUGGCACACUUCCUGCAGAGCGUGUCCUCUGGACUGGUGUUAGGAGGGGAGCUGGUCUACCAUCGGGGAAGAGCAGAGGAAGGAGGAAUUCUUACUUUGGCUGGACAGUACUCGCGUCCAAACUGGGUGGUGACGCUGAAUGCUGGGAAAGGAGGUGCCCAUGCGAGCUACUAUCACAGAGCCAACAAACAGAUCCAAGUUGGAGUGGAGUUUGAAGCGAGUACCAGGACGCAGGAGACCACAACCUCGUUUGGGUAUCAGAUGGAACUCCCAGAGGCCAACAUGGUAUUUCGAGGUAUGAUAAACAGUCGGUGCAUAAUAGGAGGCGUGUUGGAGAAGCGCCUCACCCCGCUCCCUGCCACCCUGAUUAUGGGUGCCUUUGUAAAUCACAGAGGGGACAAGCUGCAAGUGGGCCUAGGAGUCAAUGUGGGAUAAUCCUCCAGUAAUCCCUGGUGGCAUUACAGCUCACUGUCAGGACAACCGUCCAGAGACCUAUUUUAAGAGGCUCCAUUAUAACCUAAAUUUGCAGGGUCCAUCAGCCUCAGUAAACCACCUGAGUAUCAUGGAUGUUUUGGGUGUUGAAGCCCAAAGUGUUUCCUUAAAUUGAUGCAUCUCAUUUUGCAACCUACCUCUCAAAAUGGAGGUGAUGUUUCUUGUUGGGUGACAAUAGGAUUACACAGGAAGAUUGGAUUAACAUUUUUAGGGGCUGGUUUCUCCCUGAAACCAGACUGCACAUCACCUUCUGGAUAAUGGAAACAGAAAGGAUAAGAGGCAUACUGUACUGUAAACUGCAAAUAAAUACAAGUUUUAUACUGUA